Messenger RNA from Leptinotarsa decemlineata (Colorado potato beetle), 1709 nucleotides. It is a transcript of the gene Calx, whose product is annotated as sodium/calcium exchanger 3. The record is from RefSeq and is a predicted model, not a curated record. Gene Ontology annotation, cellular component: axon; sarcolemma; postsynapse. NCBI's taxonomy places the organism in Eukaryota, Metazoa, Arthropoda, Insecta, Coleoptera, Chrysomelidae. Gene Ontology annotation, molecular function: calcium:sodium antiporter activity. Gene Ontology annotation, biological process: sodium ion transmembrane transport; cell communication; calcium ion import across plasma membrane.
UGGACGCUUGGCAUGCGGCUUCCAUUGACGCGCGUCGCGACGAUCCGGUGAAAAUGGGGGCGGGAACCCCCAACGACACCAUCCGGUGCGUGGACGGCUUGCUGAUGCCUUGCUGGCAGCCGCUGGAUGACGUCCCCAUGGUGGAACGCGUCGGCCGCGGCCUGGUCUACUUCUUCGUCCUGAUCUACCUAUUCAUCGGUGUUUCUAUAAUCUCCGACCGCUUUAUGGCAGCCAUCGAAGUCAUCACCUCCCAGGAGCGGGAGGUUUCCGUCAGGAAACCGAACGGCGACACCCAGAUCAUCGUGGUAAGGAUGUGGAACGAGACUGUGGCUAACCUUACCCUCAUGGCGCUGGGGUCCAGCGCUCCUGAGAUCCUUCUCAGUGUCAUAGAGAUCUACGCCAAGAACUUCAACGCGGGUGACUUGGGGCCGGGAACCAUCGUUGGCUCUGCAGCUUACAACCUCCUGGUGAUCAUGGCGCUCUGCGUGUCCGUCAUACCCGACGGAGAAGUGCGGAAGAUAAAGCACUUGGGGGUAUUUUUCGUGACAGCCACGUGGUCGGUGUUCGCUUACGUCUGGCUGUAUCUGAUCCUCUGUUUCUUCUCCCCGGGUAUUGUUGAGAUAUGGGAGGGCCUAUUGACCUUCUCCUUCUUUCCAUUAACUGUCCUGACGGCCUACGCUGCCGACAGGAAGAUCCAUAGGUACAUUCAGAAGGACUAUCGCAUGAACCGUCGGGGGGUCAUUGUGCAAGCCGAAGGGGAUAACCUGGAACUCGGAAACACCGAGCUGCUGGCUCUGGACGAUGUCCACGAGGACAUCAAGCAGGAUUACAUCACCACGUUGAAGGAGCUGCGUCAGCAGAACCCACACGCCGACUUGGGCCUGCUGGAGAAGAUGGCCCACGAGAUGCUUCUCAACAAGGGGCCAAAAUCUCGUGCUUUCUACCGCAUCCAAGCCACCAGAAAGCUGAUGGGCAGCGGGGAUUUACUGAGGAGGAUUUCCGAGAGGGCUCAGAGCGAUCUGAGCGAGGUAAAGGCAGAACUGCAAAGAGAAUCGGGAGCUGCAGAGUUCAACCAAUCGGCGAGUCGAGUUUACUUCGAGCCGUCGAAGUAUACCGUGUUGGAGAGUUGCGGAAGGUUCGAGGUGAGGAUUGUGAGGAGUGGUGAUAUCGAUUCUCCCUUGACGGUGGAGUAUACUACCGAAGAUGGUACGGCGCAAGCUGGGAGUGAUUACGUCAAGGCUAAGGGGAAGCUCGAGUUUGGACCUGGAGACAAAGAGAAGAGGUUUGUAGCAAUUCUGGUCAAAAAGGCUUACUAUACAUUAAAUGAAUUUUUUGAGGAUAACAUNUCCGCUCAGCCCCCCAGCAGCCUGGGCUCGCCCACCCUCGCCACCGUGAUCAUCCUGGACGACGACCACGGCGGUCUUUUCAAGUUCGAGUCGCAAAACCACGAGCUUGUAGAAAGCGUCGGUCACUACGAUCUGCGGGUGGUGAGGUGUUCGGGGGCGAGAGGGAGGGUCGUCGUUCCAUACUGGACCGAGGACGGCACCGCCAAGCAGGACAAGGAGUACGAAAAGGCCGAGGGAAGUUUGGUGUUCGAAAACAACGAAUCAGAGUGAGUAAUAUUCAUUCAAUUACAAAUUAAAGAAGUUCAAGUGUAUUUUGGAAUAUUACGAAGGGACUUAAAGAACUUAGGUCCUCUUUUGCUUUAA